AGAAGUCUAUACAUACAAUCAACAGGUUGCUAGUAACUCACGUUUGAAGAAAGCAAGAGAGAGAUACAUAUAUAUAUAUAUAUAUGUAUGUAUAGCUGCUAUUAAAAUUAAAGAUCUUGUUCUUUGAAGGCAAGCAAAGUCGAUCGCAUGUAGAAAAGUGCAUCUAAAGUACCCAGCAAAAGCUACUUCCGUAGAAACUUCUUUCUCUUCGACUUAAUCCGUGACGAACGGAUACGACGAAAAUAUGUAGCCCGAUGUCACACGAUAGACAGUACAGUUUUGACUUGGACAGAUUUACUUGGAAAUCCCGCUCAGCGUGCGGCAACAUCUUACUUGAAACAGACGCGAGAUGGCACGAUCUAUUGUUGAUUGGGAUCAAAAUGGCGGCCAAUAAUGGGCAGCAGUGCGGGACGACAUUGUGCACGGUGUGCACGGACGUCGCGGCUAACAGGGUCGUCGGGGAACGUCACUGUAGACGAUAAAUGAGCUCGCGCGAGAACGCCGAGCCACCGCGACGCGCGCCAAGCGGUGCCCGGAAUGCAUGCUUCCUGCUGUCGCACGCUCGGAUCAUGUGAGCGCGACUGGCCGUCCGGUGGUGCUGCUGCUGGUGCCGCCCGCGUAUCGCUUGUCACGCGUUUGCCGCAUAUCUCGUGUAGCCAUAUUUACUGUAUUAUUCGCCGAGACGUCAUCGUGUUUGAUAGUCCGGCGAGCGUCGUAUCGUUUCGCGGUGCGCGGCCUGCCGUAUGGCUGCGCGCUAUACCUGAAGAGGAUCGCGUCGUCGUCGUCGUCAUUGUCGUCGUGGUUGUCGUCGCCGUCGUCGCCGUCGCCGUCAUCGUCGUCGUGCCGAGAGGAUCGCUUCCGCGCCAAGUAUGCAGCGCGUAUUUCCUGCCGCCUCGUCGACGUCGGCGAUUGUCACUGCCGCUGAUCGUAGCUAAACGCUACAACGGUGUCACGAUCGCGCUUACGGCCGUGUCACGUCAGAAGACGCGUCAUCUACGAGUAAUCCUGGGUCUUGCAAACACGUGCGUUCGUUCGUCAUUACGCGGUCGAACGCCUGAUCCUGCGGUGUUCCAGAGACGCUUGAUUAAUCAAAGCACGCUGUUGUCUCCAGUUGCAGCGUGCAUCGUUACAUUGUUGUGCCUCGUCCUGGAUCCUGUGUGAAAGAAGAUAAUGGAGAGUUUCCUUUGCCAAGUCGCUAAGCCUGACUGUUGGACAAAUUUAUUAGGAUUGUGCACUCACUUGGAAAAUGUUUUCUAGAAGAAAAGUAUAAUUUGUUACAAAAAGUGUAAACAGACAAAGGUAAAAAGGAGUUAUGUGAUAAGAAGUUAUGUUAUGAGUGUCUUAGGAUACGUCUUUGACAUUGUUAGACAGGAGAGUCCACUACACGUGCACCAAGCAAGGCACUGUAGUGCCAAGCUUGGGUAAUGGAUCCCGUUGGUCCAUGGUACACGUAUAAUCGUCUUACUGCGAGCAGUGCUACAUUUCAAACUACGACAACGCCAACUACGAGUAGUGACUUUGUAUCUCAUCAUUUAGCAACGGCUGCCACACAGGCGGUUCCAUCAACAACGACGUCGCAAUUACUUUUACAAGCAGCCCACACAACAGCAACUCUGGCGGGUCAACCAUCCCCUUUUAACCCGGGGGGGUUCCUAUCUCCACCCCCUGUGGGUUACGAUGUCUUUUCCCCCUUAUUUCAUCAUCCUAAUACCAAACAGGCGCAUUAUGUCAGUCAACAUAGGCAAGCCCUCGCUCAAGCGCAAGCGGUAUCGGUGACGAAACAAAACGCCACGACGGAUUCCGAUAUUCCUGUAUUGAGGGAGAACUAUAGCACGACGCAUCAGCCUACAUUUUUCGAGCAGCAAGGCGCAUCAACGUCGCCCACCACGGCAUCCACACUAGCUUGGACGCAUCAGAAUAAUAUGCAGCUUCCUAGCCCGUUUGGUAUUCUACCGCACGAAAGUGUUGUCCCGUCGUCGCCAGGCCCGCCCUCCACGAAACCUAACAGUGGCUACGAGAACACCUUUAACGCUCAUUUCAAUACGGCGCAGACCAUAAACAGCAUUAACGCGUCCCAAUUAACCAGUCCGUCUGCGUGCAACGCAGACUUUAAGCAGGCAUCCGCCUGUCCGACCGACGCGAAAAAGUCAGUCAGCGUGAGAUCUCAGUCGCCUACCGUCAGCGUAAAAUCUACAGUGCCCACAAGCCAAGUUUCGCAGGCCAGCAGCAGUCAAACAUUCUUCCAGCAAGUUCCGACGACGACUUUCAGUUCCGACAGCUUGACGAAUAGCUACCCGGGCAAUGGAAACCAAUCCACCGGCAAUGGGAAGGUACAAUCGUUGCAGCAUCAACAAUCCUGCAUCGUAUCCACGCCGAACAACGCCUCGGGUAAAGAAUACAGAAUUCCGCAACCACCUUCAAGAUCGACCGCGUCGACAACCAUUUUUCUGAGCACCUCCGUACGAUCGGGCACAACGCAGGGGAUUCAGGACAAGCAGGGGACGCGCAAUAAUAAUUUCGCAUCGCCGCCUAACAAAGCAGCCGCUACCACCACUCAACAAAACAUACAGACCAAGGCGCAGACGAAGAUUUAUCCAGAAUUGGGCAAUCAUGGAAUCGAGCACCGGAGAAACGAGCAGCAGGGACAUGAUAACAGUCAGUCAUCUCCGAUUAGCUUCUCCAUUAUGGAUAAUCGCGGCUUAAAUUACGCCGCGAAUAAUGCCGCAAAUUGCAACGCCACUGGUAAGCUUACGAACAACCAGAGAACCUCGUCCAACGGCAAUCUACAGUCGCAUCCGCAGCAGCAGCAACAACAGCAGCAGACAUUUCACGUUUUAAAUCAGCAGCAACAGCAGCAGCAACAACAGCAACAGCAACAAGCUACGCCUUACAGACAUUAUCUGACGGGAUCGACGAAUGACACGGAGUAUCAUCAUCCGGGCAGAUCGAAAUCUGCAACCUCGACGGAUUCGGCUUACUCUUCAAACACUUCAACGCAGAAUGGGCCCGACUGCAGCGUCGUUGUUCCACGGCGACCGAGUCCCUUGCAAGCUCAUUCGCAGGCCAGUCCUUUGGGUCACGUUCCGAGUCCGGCGUAUCCAAUGUACAACAGCCCAAUGGCGACCAUGUCAUCGCCAUCGCCGUUGCAGCAACACGCUGAGAACAGCGGCAAUCAGUGUGCCAACGCCGCGGCGUAUAAAGGUGGAGUACAACAGCAGGUCGCUCCACCGUCCCCUCUGGACGUGACCGUUCCCAGACCAGCGUCGCAGGGGCAAGUCGCCUACUCGUCAGUGAUCACACGUGCACUAGGCACCACGGUAGAGAACAGCAAGGCCGCUUACAACGCGGAGAGUAAAACGUUCGACGGUAGGCAACAACAGGACUUUUCGCAGACGCAGAAGCAACAAGUCUGUUGGGAGAACGAUAAUCGGGCGCAGACGAAUAACGGCAACCGAAAAUUCUCCGUCGCCGUGUACACCAGCGCGAACGCCGCCGGCGACAUGAACGUGCAGAACUUGCCGGUACAGCAGCAAGUACAAAGGCUGACGAACGUAUCGGACAGACAGCAAUCGUAUUUCGAAACCAAUCAAGUGGCAUUACAGGAUCUCAGCAGUUGCAGGGGAGAUCCGAUGAGCAUCGUAAAGAAUCUGCAGACGUUACAAAGUCCCUGUCAAGUGCAACAGCACGCGACAGCCGCUACUCCGACCGGUACAGCUGAACAGCAAAAACAAGCCGAGGAGCGACGAAAAGUCGAUAACGCUAACAAGAAGAGAAAGAGUCUGGAAAAGGGCACGUCAUUGUCGAACGAGCUUGCUGGCACUACUACGACGAUGACGGAGUACCUCAGUAGGAUACCUCCGCCAGCGCAUCACAAUGCGAAUCAGCAGCAACAGAAUGGUUACUUCGACUUUGAACGGUGGAACUUACCACCUCCGCCUACCAAGAUGUUUCCCGCUGCAUCUGGCGCCUUUGGUUCUCAAUCGUCCUUGCAUCAUUCGAGUAACUUCGUGGGCAACCCAGCUCAUCAACAUCAGUCGUUGAUGGUGUCGCAUCAUCACGCACCACCGCCCAUUUCGUACUUUCCGGCUUUCCAUAUUCCCGCGGGUCAUCAUCCUCAUCAUCCACACGAGUUUCAGUCCUCGGUCGAGAUAACGCCGAUAGGGUUCGGCGAAAAUACUGCGAAUCAGAACGCCAACUACAAUCAAGAAGUCAGAGAUGAUCAGCCUAAAGUAAUCGUUCCUAAUAUCGAGGAAGAACUGGGUUUCCUUCAACAGGAUCAGCAACUAAUGCCCAGUGUGAAUCAAAUGAAUAAAGACUUCAAACGACCGAAUAGGGAUCCUAACACAGGAUUUAUGACGAGUUAUUUAAAAUUUCUGCAAGGCGAGAGGGAUCCUUCUCCGCCGCCUACUAUACGUGGCGGUAGAAAGGCGACGUGGAACAGAUCGAAACCGUACAUACCCGUUGAGACGAGUAAACCCGCGGAGGUUUCGACUAACGGUGAAAUUGUUAGACCCCAAGAGAAACCAGCGCCGGUCAAGGAAACGCCGGUUAAGGAAGCGCCAGUAAUAGAUUACACUAAUGAUCCUAGGUACUUUCCGCUGCCGAAAGAAAGGAAGAAGCCGAACUUCGAUUCGAGUGACGAUGGAUUUACCAGUGACGAUGACUUUUUAUUUUCCCCUAAGAAAGCUGAGAAGAAAGUGCAAAAUGCAAGUAACACGAGUAAUACGGAAGUUGUUACUGUUAAGCCAGAGGGGAAAGGAAGAAAGGGUCGACCUAUUAAACCUGGUGGACCCACGGACAGAAAAAGAAGAGCCGCUGCAGCGGCAGCGGCGGCGGCGGCAGCAACGGCAGCAGCAGAAACAGAGAAAAAAUCUUCGAAGAAAGUUGAAGAAGUGGAUCCUUUACUGCUUCCUCCGAGACGUGAGACGUCGCGAAGAAAGGCAAAGGAAAAGACUUCGGUGAAGCAAUUUUUGGACCGACAACAGGGUAUAGACUAUUUUGAUAAUGACGAAGAACAGGCCGAUUCCGACUCUGAUCCAGCAUGGACGCCUGCUGUGAAAUUGGUAGGAGACGAAGAAGAGAAACGGAAGAAACGUGCGAGACCCGUCAUCACUAAAAAGAUUCGAAAAAUCUUGGAAGAGGACGGAUACUCGUCCGGGGAGGCUGUCAUCACGAAAAAGUCAAUGAGGAAAAAACAUGAGGUGUCUUUGAAGAACAACAGUUCUGGCAAGCUUUCCUGCAAAAUUGACGAAAAGCUAGUAGCUGCAGUGAGCGACGAGGACAUCGAUAUUUCGCCGUUUAAGCAUUCCGCAGGAAACUCAGAAGACGCGUCCGGUGAGUUUGUCGUGAUCAAGACAGACCUAGAUGAAGAAUAUCCUCCUCUCUGGAGGAUAGAUGGCAAAACUUUACUUCAGAAAUAUGAGCCGUUUAAGUCCAAUGGAAGAACUUUAUACAGAAACAUAUCUACGUAUUCUGCAUGGGUUUCGCAAAAUCGCCACAUAUAUCAACAAGUGCCAGUGAAAUUCUGGCAACAGGGUAAGGUGGAAACUAUCGUGGAGUUCUUGAGGGAUGAGAUGGUCAUCGAUGACAGAGAGAGUAUCGACAAGUCUAUGAAAGACACCGGGAAGUAUCAAGAUAAUUUUGAAGUAUAUAUACAAACAUUGAUCUCGCAAGCUUUGGAUUCCAAUUUUCUCACAGAGAUAUUUCAAGAGCAAGACGAUUAUUUUUUAUCGAACGUUAAGACUGUCGACGAGGUGACGGAGGAGAGGAAACGUCGCCUCCUGUCCACGACUAAGUGGAAGCCGAAUAUCGUGACGGCGAUAUCAACGUGGCCGUGCGUUAACGUGCUCAAGGACUUACCGCCGUCGGAAUAUAAAGGAAAAUCUUGCGCCGGUUGUCAGCAAGCUAAGAUCUACGCUAGAAUUCUUCUUUACGGACAGCCAUAUAACGGUACUACGCUGGAAGGCUCGCCACCCGAUCCAAGAAUACCUCAUGAGAAAGAUUUUUUGUUCUGCCGCAUUUGCCAAACGAAGAUAGCCUUGUACAAUAAAGUCGCUCAUCAAAAGUAUCUAAUGUUUUUGGAGUGCGCGAGAAGGGUGGCAGAGAAGAAGGUAGCUGAUCCGCACAAGGACACUACGAUAAUAUUAAAUGAAUUAUUAGCAGACGAAGCAUGGUUGAAUCAACUUUUCAAGGAAGUGAGGAGUAUCUGGGCCGAGAUCGACAGUACGGAGCAGCAAGCCAGGGUGAAGACGAAAUCGAAAGCAGCGCUGUCAUCAUCGGGGAAGCAACAUCAGAAAGCAGAGGCAACAGUCGCGUCUGCUCCUACUACCGUACUUACGUCUAGAGGGACUGCUAAUACUUCUGAUUCACAGACUAAGACUGCUACGGGUCCAGUGAUACAAUGCACCCAACCGAUGCACGAACGUUCAUUACGCCAACAUCGAUCAAACCAAACUACCAAUCAAACGGAUGUUUCACUGUGUAAUAGCGGUGAGAAAUCUUAGCUGUAAAGAUUAUAUAUGGCGACAAAUGAUCGAAUUAAAAAGCGUGAUUGAGGGACUAUAAUUACAGCGAUAAGUCAUAGUAUACAUAUUAGGCAUAGAAAUGGGACAUACACGCGUGCGUGAUGACGACACACACGCAUUAACAUACGCGCGCGAGCACUCGCGCUACAUACCGAGUACAUGUACCAUAUUCACGUUGGAUAUAGUUUAGCUCUAGCCGAGAUUUUGCCAUUACAGUAGCAUAAUGAUAACAUAAUAAUAAUAAUGGAAACUGAUAUUCAUGUGAAUAUAGGCAUCUAGUUUAGUCUUUGUAUUAUCGUGAUAAUCUUACGUAAUAUAAGAGCAGAGAGAUCCGAUAUAAAUAAAUAAAUAAAUAUAUAUAUAUAUAUACACAUGAUGAGAUCUGAAACAUACGUUGAGAUGUUAUGGUGAUAUGUAUUCUAACGCAUCAUCACUUUCUGUAUAUUUGCAUCCUUACAUUUGCAUCAUGUUUUAUUUGCAAAAUUACAAUUUGCAUAGCACGUAUAAAAAGCCUUGCAUUAUUUUUCUGAAUAUUUAACGCGAAAGUAUAAAAAUCAUGCACAUACGUACGUACACGUUGCGCGCAGCGCGUUAAAUUAUUAAAAAUUUGUAAAUUUUUAAUAAUUGAGUACGAUUUGUGAUUGUUCCCUAAAUUUGGUCUUGUAUACACGUACACAACUGAUAUGAACAAGUAUUAGUCGCCAUAAAAUUAAAAAAUCUACGCUUUCAUUUUUAAACAAGGCCCUAUGAUAAAUGCAAUAAUUUUUAAAUAUUUGUAUUAAUUAUAAAAUUUAAUAUAUUUAUACAUGCAUAUAAAACAUUGCUGCAUACAUGAAUUUUGUUUUUUGUGUGUGUGGAAGGUAUGUUUCUAUUGUGUCACACAUUUCACACAAUGAGUACAUGCAUUCAAUAAGUGCUUUUCUAAAAUGCAAUAUAAUAAUUUACAUGUACAAAUAUUCUUCCAUAUUUAUAUAUUAGGACGAGUUGCGUAUAAAUGGAGUUUGAACAUAUCGCAAAGGGCUUUUUAAAAGAAAAUUCUCGUUCCAAUAUUUUCUUUACACUUCCAUUAUUACUGCGAAUGUGCAUAUAAAGCUAAAGGCUUUUUCUAACGUGACAUUUAUCGCAAAUUUGUACAAUAUAUACAUCAAGCUAUAUUUUAUCGAUUCUACGUUUCUGUGAAAUCGAAAUUAUAUUUGUUUCUGUGAAAUCGAAAAAAAGAAAUAAAAAUACAUCGAAAUAAUAAUGUUUUAGUAAACAAAACGGGCAAAGGAUAUAUACUCGCUCGCUUUAGAAAAUUACAAUUAUUUUUAUGUCUCUACUGUAUACAAUACUACAUACCGUUUAUAGAAUCUUUACAGAAAUCGAAACUUGAUGACGAUUCAAUUAGGACAAAGAGAAAAUGUUACACAGUUGCAUUGCAGUUAAAAUAAUAAUUUAUGUUAUAUAUUAAGUUGGCCUCUUACGAAUACUUUCCAAUAACCGAUAAGUAUCUUACGAUAGCGUGAUAUCCGAUAGCGUGAUUAAUAAGUUCGCUGUACAUUAAAUAUCGUUACAUAUUUUAGAUAACACACUGUGCUUACUAUAAAAUAUUAUUAAAAAUUAAUGAUUAUUAUUUUAUUAUAUCGAUAUCUGAUUGUUUAAAUGUGUAAUUGUUUAAGUUUUUAAUUUGUUUCCAGAUUUAUUAGAGAAAAGAAUAUUCUCUAAAGAGCAGAAUAGUGAUAUGCAUGUGUGGCGCGAAUGUAUUUUUCGAAGAUGAUGUAUCAAAUUAUAUUUGUAAAUUGUAAAGAUAUAAUAUAGCGAACGGGAAGACGAGAAUGUAAACGGCUGCCGUGUUGUCAGCCGGGGACACGAUAACUUUUCAGGCUUUUUCGACAGGGGCAAUUUCGAGUCGAAAUUUAUAUGGUAAAUAAUUAUUCCGGUGAGACGAGAUCGGGAUUGUAUAAUAAAUUAUCCAGUGGUUUAUACUGACGCGAGAACUAAAAUGCGGGCAUUUGGACAUUGACGCAUAAUAAUUAACAAAACAUAAAGGAAAGUACGCAGCUAUGGAAGGCUUUCUUUUCAGCGAAUGUGCCAUGCAAUAGUUCAUAUCAAAUGUAAUUUGUAUCGCGUGCGACAAUUCAACCCGCAACCGUAAAUCGAUUGCGAAUUGAUCAAUCGAAAUCUCUUCCACUUGAGGUUGCAUUAUCGCACGCGGUGCUCGCUUAAUAUGUGCGAUAAAUAUUUACACAAGAUUAUUGCCAAUAUUAUAAAACCAGACUAUUAUAUGUUAUACUUAUGUUUUCUUCUUUUCAUCAUCUCUCCGCGAGAGCGUAAUUCUUUCUCAUUUGAUUGUAAAUUAGCGCUUCUCACAUAUUCAUGCGAAUCGAUUACGAAGGAUUAUUAAUAGUAAUGAGAUGACGUUACAGUAUUUUGUUAUCGCGCGCUCGACAAAUAUAAAAGAUAUGAUCAAAAUAUAGAUAUUAUAUUAUAACAAAACAUUACUCGCAUAAUUUAUGUUUUUAUUAACCAUUUUUCAAUAAAACUUGAGAAACUUGUAAAUUUGUGUGUUGAGGCGAAUGUCAUGCUUUCAUUUCUUGCGAUAACUGGAAUGAUGUGAGCACAACGGAUGCAAGUAUCGUUAAUUAUUAUAUAUAAUGCUGAACUUUUAAAUUGCGCAAGAUUCCUGUGUGACCAAGAUUAUUAAUUGUAUCUCCCUCUUUUCUUCGUUUAUUAUCUAAAUUGUUUUAAAUUAUAUAUUAUUUUAUGCACGCAUUAGUAAUCUAUAAAAAUGUAUUUUUCAAAGAUAGUUUUAUAAGAACUUGACAAACACGUUAACAGAGGCAAUUCUUUACUAUAUUUAUAAAAUAUCAAAAUUGACGAGAUAAUAUAUUAGAAAUACUUGGCCUUAUAAUAGACUUUAAAUAACUUGAAAAGUUCUUUACGUGCUAAUACUUUGAAAAUAUUAUCAGAAUAUGAAAUAAUAAUAACUAUAAAAAAG
Messenger RNA from Ooceraea biroi (clonal raider ant), 9501 nucleotides. RefSeq lists its product as uncharacterized. NCBI's taxonomy places the organism in Eukaryota, Metazoa, Arthropoda, Insecta, Hymenoptera, Formicidae. Gene Ontology annotation, cellular component: nucleus. The record is from RefSeq and is a predicted model, not a curated record.